Messenger RNA from Paramecium octaurelia, 295 nucleotides. The record is from the annotation of a GenBank genome assembly. NCBI's taxonomy places the organism in Eukaryota, Ciliophora, Oligohymenophorea, Peniculida, Parameciidae.
AUGCAUAGUCAAGCUAAUCUCCACUCCAAAGUAACAAAAAAAAGCAUAGCUUAAAUCAUAUCUAGUCCUAAAUCUUUAGAAUCCAUUUUGAAAGAGUAGUUUCAACUACAUAAAACCAUUUAUUAUUGUUUUCUGAGUCCAAUCCAAAUUUUUUUGCAAUAUUUUUCAGCUUCAGUCAGGCUAUACUUCUUUAUGACAACUAUUUAUUAAGAAAAAACCAUGCCUUCGCUCAUGGAUAAACAAGUAUUAACUCGGAUUAUAAAAAUAGGUUGCUAGGUUAAAGACAAAAUUUUGA